Stylonychia lemnae is the source of this 1365-nucleotide messenger RNA. NCBI's taxonomy places the organism in Eukaryota, Ciliophora, Spirotrichea, Sporadotrichida, Oxytrichidae. The record is from the annotation of a GenBank genome assembly.
AUGAAAGGAAGCAACCAUCAUGCUCAAUCCUAGCAAUACUUGUCAGAGGAACCAGUAGAUAAGAAUUUAAUGUGCGCAAAAUGCCAUAACACACCUGAUGAUUUAUUGAUACUCACUUAUCCAGCCUCAGCUACUGAACUCUUGAGCAUGUAUCCUAAUGAGGAAUUAGACCCUAAGAAUGCAAGAAAAAGCAAGUAAUAGCCUCCUUAUAUGAAUGAUCAUCAUCAUCUUAAUAACCCUUAAAUGGAUGUGCCAGUUGGAAAUCCAUUAAGAGGUUCUCAUAACUUUUACACUCACAAUCCUUCUUCAUCAUAUAAUAAUGAGGCACAUGAUUCAAUGCGUAGAAAUUUAAGGCCAGAGAGGGAGCCCUGUAGAGAGCAUCCAGAUGAAGAAGUUAAUUACUUUUGUUUUGAUUGUAUCUGCCCUCCAAUAUGUUCUGAAUGUGUAGUUCAUGGUGCUCAUAGAGGACAUAAUGUGGCCACUGUUAGAAAAGCUUAUCCACAAGUAAUGGCUAAGGUAGAGGAACUGGGUCUCCAACUUAAUUCUAAAAUUGAUGAACUUCAUUUGCAAUCCCAAAGACUUGAAUCAAGAAAAAGAGAAGUUAUAGAUUAAACUAACGCGAUUAAAUAAUAAAUGGCGAAUGCAUUUGAAGAGCUGAGAUAACGAUUAGAUAAAAAAGAACGAGAAAUGAUGAUAAAUGCUGACUAAUUUAUGGAAAGAAAUCUAUAAGAAGUUGAUUCCUAUGUGAGGCUCCUUAAUGGAAGAUGUAUCAACCUGAAUUCAACAGUAGAUCUUAUUAAACAUGCUAGUAAAUCCAAUGAUGAUGUGGGUUUAAUGAAUUAUUAUGCACUUAAUCAUCAGAAGAUUUAGUAAUCUGCUCUAGAAACUGAUCUUCAGUAGCUCAAAGAGAUUCCUAAGCAAGUUAAUCUCAAGUGUGAUAUAGAUACCACUUCUUUAAAUAGAUUUGUUGAAGAUUUAGAAGGACUUUAACUAUCAAUAGCAGCUCUCGAUGGAGAAAUCAUUGAUGAUGGAACUACAGUUGGUAAUGCUCCAUAGCCAAAUAAGAGCAAACCAUAGCAAUUCAAAAAGCCAAGCCAAGCAUCCUACUAAACAGAUAAAUACUAAUAAUAAUAGAACUAAUCAAUGAGGCAAUAGCAAUAAACGCAAUAGUAGCCAGUUCAAAGUGUAUUUGAUCUUGCUUAUAGGCAGAAAAAUCCAUUCUAACAAUCAACAGUUGCCUAAACAAUGAAUAAACUAGCUGAGCAAAAGUAUGGCCACGGUUUUGCAGGAGUAAAUAAUAAUAACUUAUACUCUUAAUAAAAGUACAAUCAAUAAACUCCUCCUCAAUAGGACAACUACUACUGA